This is a messenger RNA of Erigeron canadensis, 1980 nucleotides long. RefSeq lists its product as uncharacterized. Lineage: Eukaryota; Viridiplantae; Streptophyta; Magnoliopsida; Asterales; Asteraceae. The transcript has 6 exons. Bases 1 to 1980 code for a protein of 659 amino acids. The record is from RefSeq and is a predicted model, not a curated record.
AUGGAUGACGAAAUAUAUCUUGGGACUCAACAUUUAGUUGCAAUUAAUCUGGUUUGUUUAGUGGCGGCUCUUAUUAUACAUCGUAGGAGAUGUAAUAGAAAACGUUUAAUUGACCCGGAGAUGAUGUUACAUAAUAAAAAAGUACGACAGGAGAUUUUGCACAAUCUCACCACAAGUGGAAAAUGUCGUAAACUUAUCCGAAUGAGUGAGAAUGCUUUCAUGAUAUUGUGUCAAAAGUUGAAGAGCGAAUGUGGUCUUCAAGCAACUCAACGUAUGUGUGUAGAGGAACAAGUUGUUACAUUUUUACAUAUAGUAGGCCAUGAUUUGAGAACUAGCCAUGUCUCUUGGUUAUAUCGUCGAUCAGAAUCAGCUACAAAUACACAUUUUCAUAGAGUUUUGAAUGCAAUAUUAUCACUAGAAGAUCAGUAUAUUCAACAACCUACUGGGGCAAUUGAUGGUACACAUAUUCGUGUGAAAGUGGCCAAUAAAGAUGCGGCUAGAUAUUGUGGUCGUAAGGGAUAUCCGACGAUUAAUGUGUUGUGCGCGUGUACGUUUGAUUUAAAGUUCACAUAUGUUUUAAGUGGUUGGGAAGGGACAGCUUAUGACUCGAGAAUAAUUAAGGAUGCACUUACUAGAGAUGAUAAGUUAGUUAUUCCUAACGGUAAGUUCUAUUUGGUUGAUGGUGGUUUACCUCAUAAAAGCACCCUCGUAGCACCUUAUAGAGGUGUUAGAUAUCAUUUGAAGGAGUAUUCUUCUCGUGGUCCUCGGAAUAAACGUGAGCUGUUUAACCUUCGUCAUGCCUCGUUACGGAACUCCAUCGAACGCGCAUUUGGUGUUUUGAAGAAAAGAUUUGCUAUACUUAGAUGUUCAGAGCCUUUUUACUCGCCUGAGAUACAAUCUGACAUAUUUUUGGCAUGCUGUAUUUUACACAACUUUUUACAAGAAGUUGAUCGUAACCAAGAACUUGAAGAUAAAGUGGCACGCAAGAUAUUAAGUGCAACACAAGACCUGGAACCUUAUGCUCCAAGAGAAAUAGAUGACAAGAUUACCAAUGGCGAAAAAGUUAAUGAUGGAAAUAACGUGAAGGAAGAGAGGAUCCAAUGGAAUGUCAAGAUGGAUGCGGUUUUCAUUGAAGCUAUGAGGAAGGAACAUGAUGAUGGGAAUAGAAUUGGUGGAACAUUUACUUCUCUUGCGUAUAGUAAUAUGGUAAAUUAUUUAAGAAAACAUCUUCAAAGGGAGUUUACAAAAGAGCAUUUGAUGAAUCGACUCAAAACUCUUAAACUCCAUUUUUCUCAAUGCUAUGAUAUGUUUCGGGGACUUAUGUUGAGUGGCUUCGCAUGGAAUUCUGAGACAAACUUAAUUGAGGCCGAGGAAGAAGUAUGGGAAACACUAAUCAAAGAAAAGCCUGAAGCUGCAAAGUGGAAAAACAAACAAAUAUGUCAUUACGAAGAAUUGUUGUAUUUGUUUGCAAAAGAUAGAGCAACAUGUGCAUCUGCUAUAACUACAAAAGAGAGGAAAAAUAUUUUGAACAAUGGUAAAAGAGUGGAAACAAUUGAAGAGAUUGAUCAAUUGUUAGAAUCUGAUGUGAUUAUUUUGGAGACUCCCCCUAAUAUAGAUAAUAUUGAUGUUAAAACAACUACAAAACCUUCUAAAGAGAAGCUUCCGACUAUAAAGGCAAAAAAUAAAAAGAAAAGAAAACUGGAAGAGGAGGAGGAUUUCGAAGGUAAGGUCAUGAGUUCCAUUAAGGAUGUAGCUGAAGCUAUUCGAGAAAAUACAAAGGUAAUGAAGAGCUCACGUCCACAUGUUUACUCUGAGGAGGAGAUCUACAUAGGACUAGAGAGUAUGGAUUUGGCUCCAAAUCAGAUUAGAAAAGCUUAUCUUUAUUUGGUGGAACAUCCGGGAAAAACACGUGCACUGUUUGGAUGUCCUUCCAUUAUGCGGAGGGAAAUGCUAGAAGAAAUGAUGACUGCAAGUGACUGA